This is a messenger RNA of Alternaria arborescens, 1698 nucleotides long. Its product is annotated as Serine/threonine-protein phosphatase 2B catalytic subunit. Gene Ontology annotation, molecular function: calmodulin binding; calmodulin-dependent protein phosphatase activity. Gene Ontology annotation, cellular component: calcineurin complex; cytoplasm. The coding region runs from base 1 to 1698 and encodes 565 amino acids. The record is from RefSeq and is a predicted model, not a curated record. Gene Ontology annotation, biological process: fungal-type cell wall organization; calcineurin-mediated signaling. Lineage: Eukaryota; Fungi; Ascomycota; Dothideomycetes; Pleosporales; Pleosporaceae. The transcript has 6 exons.
AUGGACAACCAACAAAAGGACGUCGACCAGUCCCAGUACAUUGACAAUGCUAUUCGCGCCGUGCGUGAGAAGAAGCCGCUCCCUGAGAUCGACUUCCCCCUGCAUACUAUGGAAGAUGAAAACCAAGUGAGCACACAGGAGCGUCUAACCGUGCCGUGUUCCCCAGACGUACAAGCACCCGCCUUCCACCCACCCACCGAUGAGCAAUUCUUCUCGCCCCAAGAUCGCACAAAGCCCAACAUCCAAUUCCUGAAGCAGCACUUCUACCGUGAAGGUCGCUUGACCGAGCAACAGGCGCUAUGGAUCAUAAAGAAGGGUACCGAGAUUCUCAAGUCGGAGCCCAACAUGCUUGAGAUGGAUGCACCCAUUACUGUGUGCGGUGACGUUCAUGGACAAUACUACGAUCUCAUGAAGCUGUUCGAAGUCGGUGGCGACCCAGCGGAGACGCGCUACCUCUUCUUGGGCGACUACGUCGAUCGCGGCUACUUCAGUAUAGAGUGCGUUCUGUACCUCUGGUCUCUCAAGAUCUGGUACCCCAACACGCUCUGGCUACUUCGCGGAAACCACGAGUGCCGCCAUUUGACCGACUACUUCACCUUCAAGCUCGAGUGCAAGCACAAGUACUCCGAGGCCGUGUACGAAGCAUGCAUGGAUUCCUUCUGCGCAUUACCGCUAGCCGCUGUCAUGAACAAGCAGUUCUUGUGCAUACACGGUGGACUGAGCCCUGAGCUACACACUCUGGAUGACUUGAAGAGCAUUGACCGCUUCCGCGAGCCACCUACCCACGGCCUCAUGUGCGACAUUCUCUGGGCUGAUCCUCUCGAGGAGUUUGGUCAGGAAAAGACCAACGAUUUCUUCGUCCACAACCACGUUCGUGGAUGCUCAUACUUCUUCUCAUACCCGGCUGCCUGCGCUUUCCUCGAGAAGAACAAUCUCUUGUCAAUUAUUCGCGCGCACGAGGCUCAAGAUGCUGGAUACCGAAUGUACAGGAAAACACGGACAACUGGUUUCCCUAGUGUCAUGACAAUCUUCAGUGCGCCGAACUACCUCGACGUGUACAACAACAAGGCUGCGGUUCUCAAGUACGAGAACAACGUCAUGAACAUCCGACAGUUCAACUGUACACCUCACCCUUACUGGCUGCCCAACUUUAUGGACGUCUUCACAUGGUCAUUGCCCUUCGUUGGUGAGAAGAUUACCGACAUGCUCAUCGCCAUUUUGAACACCUGCUCCAAGGAGGAACUCGAGGAAGAGACACCCAGCUCUCUGGCGUCAGGACCAUCAUCGCCUCCUCUUUCCAGCCUCGAUCCCGAAUCCACCGAAUUCAAGCGACGUGCGAUCAAAAACAAGAUUCUGGCCAUUGGCCGACUUUCCCGCGUGUUCCAAGUGCUGCGUGAGGAGUCUGAGCGCGUUACUGAGCUGAAGACAGCAUCGGGUGGUCGACUCCCCGCGGGCACUCUCAUGCUUGGUGCAGAAGGUAUCAAGCAGGCCAUUCACAGCUUCGAGGACGCUCGCAAGGUUGAUCUACAGAACGAGAGGCUCCCGCCGAGCCACGAAGAGGUACGAAAGUCUCAGGAGGUUAGCCGAGAGCAGGCUCUCGAAAAGGCUACCAAGGAGGCCGAUAACGACCAAGGGCUCGCCACCGUCGCAAGGCGUAUUAGCAUGUCAUCUGGAUCGGGACGCAACCGGAGAAGCUAG